This is a messenger RNA of Osmia lignaria (orchard mason bee), 3558 nucleotides long. It is a transcript of the gene Pmp70, whose product is annotated as ATP binding cassette subfamily D member Pmp70. Gene Ontology annotation, cellular component: peroxisomal membrane. Gene Ontology annotation, molecular function: ABC-type transporter activity; ATP hydrolysis activity; long-chain fatty acid transmembrane transporter activity. The record is from RefSeq and is a predicted model, not a curated record. NCBI's taxonomy places the organism in Eukaryota, Metazoa, Arthropoda, Insecta, Hymenoptera, Megachilidae. Gene Ontology annotation, biological process: long-chain fatty acid import into peroxisome; fatty acid beta-oxidation; peroxisome organization.
AAAUAUCAAUAUACAAUAUUAAUGAGCAGAAAAUGUGUAAUUAUGAACUUAUUGGUAUGCGUCGUAUAAACAGAAACUUGUUAUGUUAAGUAAUAAUGUAAAAUUAAAAUGAAGAUAUCAAGGUUCAGGAAUGAAAGUUAAAGUCAUUUUAUCGAUACAAGGUCAUGUAAACAAAGUCAGGUUUUUGUACUUUGAUCGGCAAUCGGCUACGCAGACGUCUGUCCACGUAAAGAUAAUGAUACAACAAUAAACACACCGACGAGGUUAAAGUAUAUAGGUGCUACCAAGAGUGGUGGGACUGGCUGUAUUAUCGAUGUAGCUGAUUCAUCGAAUGGUGGACUUGCCCCACUACCUGUUCCACCUUUAUGUGCUUUAUAUCUAAAGUGAACGCAGAAGAGAACGCCUCGUAAAAAGUAGUUAAAUUUUUUAUCGUUCUCGUGCAACAGAAAGAAUGGCACCAUCCCUUAGUAAAUUUGCAUCCAGACGUACGGUGGCUGGUGCCUGUGCAUUAGCUGCUUUAAUAUGGAUUCUUAAAAAAAGAGGCAAGAAGCAAGUACAAAAAUGCAGAAAUGUGUGGCCUGCCAAUGACAUUCAGUAUGUUAUUAAAGAGGAAAAACCAAAAAAUCCAAAGGCUUAUGUAAAUGCAAGAUUUUUCCGACAAUUACGUAAAUUGCUUAAAAUUGGUAUACCUUCAGUUGCGUCUACUGAAUUUGGAUUUGUUCUCGUUAUCGCUGCUUCGCUUGUCGCAAGAUCCAUUUGUGAUCUUUGGAUGAUAAAUAUAGGUACCCUGAUUGAAUCGUCAAUCGUCAACAUGGAUGUAUCUAUAUUCAAAAGAAGAUUGUUUAAGUUCUUAACUCUACUGCCUUUGAUAUCUAUUGUGAACAACGUACUGAAAUAUGGUAUAUUCGAAAUGAAGUUGAGGUUACGUACAAAUAUCACACGAAACUUGAUGGAUCAAUAUCUCAAAGGAUUUACAUAUUACAAAAUGAGCAACUUAGACAGUCGUAUAGCAAAUCCAGAUCAACUUUUAACUACGGAUGUUGAUAAAUUUUGUGAAAGUUGCACAGACCUCUAUAGCAAUGUUGCAAAACCUUUGUUAGAUAUCGUUAUUUAUGUGUAUAGGCUAACAACUAACCUUGGCGGUCAGACGCCGCUAAUUAUGCUUUCUUAUCUUGUAUUUGCCGGAACGAUAUUAACUCAUUUGCGUAGACCUAUCGGGCAAAUGACGGUAAAAGAACAACGGCUCGAAGGUGAAUAUCGUCACAUCAAUUCACGUUUAAUUACAAAUUCCGAGGAGAUUGCAUUUUAUCAAGGAAACAAUAGAGAAAAAUUAACCUUAUUGACUAGUUUUCAUAAACUCGUGACACAUCUCCGCAAGUGUUUAGAAUUCAAAACACUAAUAGGAAUAAUAGAUAAUUUCGUUGGCAAAUACGUGGCAACGAUAGUUGGUUUCUAUGCAGUUAGCAUACCAUUUUUCCAAAAAAAUCAUCCUGUCCUCUCAGGAACGGCGGAUCAUCGAUUUAAGAAUUAUUAUACAUAUGGUAGAAUGUUGGUAAAACUAGCGGAAGCGAUAGGCAGAUUAGUUCUAGCUGGAAGAGAAUUGACCAAACUAGCAGGAUACACGGCCAGAGUCACUGAAAUAAAAGAAGUUCUUGACGAUCUAAACGCAGGAAAAUACGAAAGGACUAUGAUAUCCGAUUUCAAAGACGAACCUAUUGGAAGUCCCGGGGCAGGGAAAAUAGUUACCAAAGAUAACGUUAUACGAUUCGAUUGUGUACCUUUGAUUACUCCUAACGGAGAUAUUCUUGUCAGAGAACUAUCGUUUGAAGUGAAAUCUGGAAUAAAUGUACUGGUGUGUGGGCCAAACGGUUGUGGAAAAAGUUCUCUCUUCAGAAUUCUUGGAGAAUUAUGGCCAGUUUGGAGUGGAACAGUUACGAAACCUCCUCGUGGAAAGCUCUUUUACAUACCGCAACGUCCUUACAUGACGUUAGGUACUCUGAGGGAUCAAGUAAUUUAUCCCCAUACGAAGCAAGAAAUGAUGAGACGUGGACAAAUGACGGACGAGGACCUGAAGAAAUUGUUAAAUCUCGUACAGUUGAGUCAUUUGUUGGAAAGAGAAAAUUUCACAUCCAGCGAAGGACAAGGUUGGGACGUGGUGGCUGACUGGAUGGAUGUUCUAUCGGGUGGCGAAAAGCAACGCAUAGCGAUGGCUCGACUUUUCUAUCACAAGCCACAGUUUGCGAUUCUCGAUGAAUGCACAAGUGCUGUUAGCAUGGACGUUGAAGAUUCUAUGUAUUCGUAUUGCAGACAAGCAAAUAUUACAUUGUUCACAGUCUCGCAUCGACGAUCGCUUUGGAAACAUCACGAGUAUUACUUACAAAUGGAUGGAAGAGGAAAUUACGAAUUCAAACCUAUCGAGUCAGAUACCGAAGAAUUUGGAUCGUGAAUGUUCGUGUCCCUUGCAUCGAAUAAUACUUGCCAAAAUGCAAGGGACGCCGACGUUACGUUUCGAUAAUUCAAGUAAUUUAAAUGUACAUCCGCAGUGUACAGCAUUAUACAUGGUGAGUUACUUAAUUUGACUACCCUAAAUUAUUUGUAAAGUGUAUUUAAAUUGCAAGUAAUUCAAGGUGGUUCCAGUCAGCUGACUCAUCCUGUAUAUGUAUCAUAUGUAUUGAGUGUUAAACAAUGCAUAGAUUUACAAGAAUUGUGUACAUGAUUGUAUAUUUUUAUAUUGAUGUUUUUUUUAUAAAAUAUGAAAAAUAACGUAAAAAAAACGCUAGUGUACACUGCAGCAGGCCUUAAUCUACUUGGCCUAUUUUACGGAUAUAUUAAAAAUGUUAAUAUAUUAAUAUAUAUUUUUCCAGUACUGUCAAAAGGAGAAAAGCUGUAAUGACAAUUUUCUUUCUCUUUGAUUUAAGAUUUAUCUAUCGUACAAGUAACAUAUUUUUGAUACUUAACGAUUUUCCAAGAUUCCAAUACCAUUUCUACCAUCCACGAAUGGUAAACAUAUUACACAUUACAAAAUUUAACAAAAAAGGGGUUACAGUUUUUAAAAUGAUUUUUUAUUUGAAUAAUAUAAUUAUUAUUUGUUAUGUGUAGAUCACAUUGUAUAAGAAUUGCGGAGUAUAUAUAUAUAUAUAUAUAUUGGAUUGCUGGACAAUAAAGAAUGUGUAAUAAAGUCUAUGAUGAUUAAACAAGUUAUUUGUACCAUAUGCAUAGAAGAUAAUAGAAUUAUUAUUUGCUAAAAGGCUAUUCUUCGUUAAAAAACGCGCGCAUAGUUCGAGUAUGUGGCGCUGGUUCAAGUUCGAGCCGCCAUAUUGGUUAACCGUUGAUCAGGUCGGAGAAGCUCGGCCGGGUCUGGGAACCUGGCAGAAGUCCGGGCUUUUGGCUAUUCAGUUGCUAGUCGCUGGCGGUAGGGGUACGGAGCAGGUACGAGUGGCUGAGGGACGGCUGGUGGUGAGUGUGUGUGCGUGAAAAAGAUAAGAAUAAAGCAAAGUUAUAUCGAGAGAGGAAAAAGAAAGAAAUCAUUGUGUGUCAGAGUGGGAAAAAAAAAAGAAA